AUGGAGAAUCGCAUUGAAUUGGAAUUACGCGGGCGUCGGCCAUCAGAGGUGCACGAAUUGUAUUUAGACAAUUGUCGAGCCACCAGUAUUGCUGGCUUGAACGAAGAGUUCACAUCGCUACAAACUCUGUCGAUGAUCAACGUUGGACUCACCUCUCUUAAGGGUUUACCUGCACUGAACUCAUUGAAGAGACUUGAAGUGUCGGAUAACAGGAUCGCAGGUGGCCUAGAAGUGCUUCAUGGUUGUCCUAAUUUGACACAUUUGGUGCUGUCAGGCAAUAAAAUUGCAGACAUUCAAUCUCUAGCGCCACUCACCGAACUCAAGAAUCUCAUAUCACUCGAUUUGUUCAAUUGCGAUGUUUCACAUGCUGACAAUUACAGAGCAGACGUUUUUAAAGCUCUUCCGAAUUUGAAAUACUUGGACGGUUUUGAUGAGAAUGAUGAGGAGAUCGAAUCCGAUGAUGACGAUAAUGAUCUUGGUGAUGGGGACGAGGAUUCUGAAGAAGAUCAGGGUGACGAAGAGGAUUCUGAAGUUGGACUUGACUAUUUACAAAGUUCAAAUGUUGUUGAGGAUGAGGAUGAAACAGAAGAUUUUACCCCUGCGGAGGGCGAUGAGGAACAGUCAGACGAAGAAGACGAAGAUGGAAAUCGUGGUACAAAGCGGAAACACGAUGAUGAAGAGGAUUAA
Anisakis simplex (herring worm) is the source of this 687-nucleotide messenger RNA. The record is from the annotation of a GenBank genome assembly. NCBI's taxonomy places the organism in Eukaryota, Metazoa, Nematoda, Chromadorea, Rhabditida, Anisakidae.